Molecule: messenger RNA, 1963 nt
Organism: Caenorhabditis angaria
Lineage: Eukaryota; Metazoa; Nematoda; Chromadorea; Rhabditida; Rhabditidae
Source: the annotation of a GenBank genome assembly
AUGUUUUUGCGAGUCGUUGGCCAGAAUUAUUCGAAGAAGAAGGCGUUGUUUAGUGAGUUUCAGGGAAAUUUGAGUUUGGCGCGAAAAUGACAGGGAAAAAUACGUUUCGAAAUUUUGACGAAUUAAAAUUUCGACUGUAUUUUUUCAAUUAUUGGAUGGAUGUUUGAAUCAAAUCCACGUGACGUUUUCGCGCCAAAAAAUACGUUUCAAAAUUUUUAUAAUUCAAAAACUGGACCUAGUUUUUCCGCUUUGGGAUCCAACCCUUUUCCAGACUACAGCGCUACAUUUCUCCUAAUAUGCUGGAUCAUCAUCGGAUAUUUCACAAUAAAACGUCGAACUUACGUCUUCACAAGUCGAUCUUCAAUGAAAUACAGUCUGAUUCUGGAGACUGUACAGACUGCGAUCUCCAAUGAAACAUCGCAGUCUCUAGGAGAUCUGUUGGAAGAUCUCGAUUUAAGUUAUAUUAAUUCGGAUCAAUUUACAGCUGGACCUGCACAACGCGAUUUUUUACUGGUUUUUAAUGCGUUUUUAGGUGGGCUCAAUAACUUUUAGCAAGUUAGUUGAAAUAUAUUAGGUUUCUUAAAAGCUUAUUCCUAGGAUAGAAGGCUAUAAUGAUAUAAUUUUUGAUACUCAUAAGUGAUUUAGCAGCUAAGUCACUUAGGAGUUACAUUAAAUUAUCAAAAAUUAUAUCAUUAGAGCCUUCUAUCCCAGGAAUAACCUUAAAACCCAAUAUUCCAACUAACUUUCUCGAAAAAUAUGAAAAUGUCAAAUUUCUAGGAAUCGCCGACGAUAUAUCCGAUUCCGAUUCCUGGUGGGUUAUUCUAUACACCUUCUCGGGAUAUUGUGUUUUCGGCUGGAAUAUCAUACGAUUAUGUAUUUGGAUGGAUCGAAAAGUGGAUAUUUGGUUCGAUGAUCAUUCGAAAGUCAAACAUGUUGGAGAUUCGGAUAAUGUGAGGGAUUUCGUGUUGGAAUAUCGGAGGCAGAUGAGAGAUCGGAAUGGGAAUUCGAGAGGGGUUAUGAUUAAAUCGGUGGGUUUCUACUUCAGAAUUGCCACGUCAUAGGUCACUUGAUAAAUCACUUCGAAUAAUGUUUUCAAACUGCCACUUUCUGGUUUUGAAGAAGUAAAAAUAUGACCCUAUGACGUGGCAGUUUGAAAACAUUAUUCGAAUUUUCAAGUGACCGUGGAAAUUUGAAAACAAAUGUCCUAUGGACAUCGUCUAAAUGACAUUUUCAUGUUUUUUAAGCAAGUGACUUAAAAUAUUGGGUUUUAAUUUUAUUCAUAUGAUAGAAUGGUCUAAGACGAACAGAAUGAUAUAAAUUUUGAUGAAUUUACCUUAUCCAUAAGUGAUUUAGCGAGUCCAUCUACUAAACAUCGCUAAAUCACUUAUGGAUAAGGUAAACUCAUCAAAAUUGAUAUCAUUCUGCUCGUCUUAGACCAUUCUAUCAUAUGAAUAAAAUUAAAACCCAAUAUUUUAAGUCACUUUCUUAAAAAACAUGAAAAUGUCAUUUAGUCUCCCUGAAAACCUCUAUUUUCCAGUACAACUCUGACAAAUACGACAUCCAACAAUCAUACACCCGCCUAACUUCACAAUAUCUCAUCCCAGUCAAGCCAAUCUCCCCAUCCUUCCUCUAUCCCGCAAUCUACACAUCGAUUCUCUUCUUCCUGACCGCUCUUCACACUUGGAUCGUCUCUCCACAUGUCUUCAUUGAGAAUUUGUUUUUGGUCAGCGCGUAUACUUCAGGAUUGGACACUUCGAUGUUGACAUCGGGAAAUCAAUGGUCGAAUUGGAUGUUUGUGAUGAUUGGGGCGAUUUGUCAGAUUUUCCUGUGUGCGACUAUGUGGAGAAUUUGUCAAUUGGUUGUGGAGAUCUAUUGCUUUGUUACGAAUAAGCCGGAAAGAGCGCAACCCGUAUUUUUGAACUCAAUCACUGAAAUUCCACAAGAAACCAAAAAGGAUCAAUAA